Molecule: messenger RNA, 1304 nt
Organism: Talpa occidentalis (Iberian mole)
Lineage: Eukaryota; Metazoa; Chordata; Mammalia; Eulipotyphla; Talpidae
Product: protein DEK-like
Biological process (GO): chromatin organization; regulation of double-strand break repair
Cellular component (GO): nucleus
Molecular function (GO): DNA binding; histone binding
Source: RefSeq, a predicted model, not a curated record
CCGAGAAGGAGCCCGAAAUGCCGGACCCCAAAGAGGAAAGUGAGGACGACGACAAGGAGGAGGACGAUGAGGAGGAAGAAAAAGAAAAGAGUCUCAUUGUGGAAGGCAAGAGGGAAAAGAAGAAAGUAGAAAGGUUGACAAUGCAAGUCUCUUCUUUACAGAGAGAGCCAUUUACAAUAGCACAAGGAAAGGGGCAAAAACUUUGUGAAAUUGAAAGGAUACAUUUCUUUCUCAGUAAAAAGAAAACAGAUGAACUUAGAAAUCUGCAUAAACUGCUUUACAAUAGAUCGGGCACAGUGUCCUCAUUAAAGAAGAAUGUGGGUCAGUUCAGUGGCUUUCCAUUUGAAAAAGGAAGUAUCCAGUAUAAAAAGAAGGAAGAAAUGUUGAAAAAAUUUAGAAAUGCCAUGUUAAAGAGCAUCUGCGAAGUUCUUGAUUUGGAGCGAUCAGGUGUAAAUAGUGAAUUGGUGAAGAGGAUCUUGAAUUUCUUAAUGCAUCCAAAGCCUUCUGGCAAACCAUAACCAAAAUCUAAAAAAACUUCUAGCAAAAGCAACAAAAAGGAACGGAACAGUUCUGGAAUGGCAAGGAAAACUAAACGAACCAAAUGUCCUGAAAUUUUGUCAGAUGAAUCUAGCAGUGAUGAAGAUGAAGAGAAAACCAAGGAAGAGUCUUCAGAUGAUGAAGAUAAAGAAAGUGAAGAGGAGCCACCAAAAAAGACAUCUAAAAUGGAGACACCUAAACAGAAAGCCACUCCGAAAAGUAAAAAAUCUGUAAAAGGUGCUAAUGUAAAGAAGGCGGAUAGCAGCACCACCAAGAAGAAUCAAAACAGUUCCAAAAAAGAAAGUGAAUCUGAGGGUAGUUCAGAUGAUGAGCUUUUAAAAAAAUUGAAGAAACCUCCUACAGAUGAAGAGUUGAAAGAAACAGUAAAGAAAUUACUGGCCAAUGCUAACUUGGAGGAAGUCACAAUGAAGCAGAUUUGCAAAGAGGUUUAUGAAAAUUAUCCUGCCUAUGAUUUAACUGAAAGAAAAGAUUUCAUAAAAACAACUGUUAAAGAGCUAAUUUAUUGAGAGAGAGGAUAGAUAACUUGUUCCAUGGAUUUAAGGAUCUGAUUUAUACCAUUAUACCAGCAGAGAGAAUGUAUUUCCUUUUUUUAAAUCUUUGCAAGCAUUGUGUUGGUCCAGCUUACUGCGGACUUUUUUUAUCUUGAGUGUUAUGUAAAUUUGAGUUUGCCUUUUAAAAUUGCAUAUCUAUGCAGUUUUUAGCUUAAAAUUUUGCAUGGCAGUAAUUGUUCCUUGCUUUUAUAGUCA